AUGGCGAGUACGGGACAGGACAGCAAGCUGUUCGUGCGCAACAAGCUGGCCGAGUACGUCGCUGUCGUGCCGCGUCGAGAUGGGACGGGGACGUGGGGAGAGAGUAGCACGAUGGGAUCCGACGCUGACAGGGCGACCCUCUCUUCGCGCAUGGACUGCACCCCUGUUGGGAAACAUUUCUAUUCAGCUUGAGGGCCGAGUUGCAAGGUGACAAGAAGGACAAGGAUUUCAAGAAGAGAAAGGUCGUGCUCAAGCGCGUCGUGGCGAGCAUGACGAUGGGUCAAGUCAGUCCUAAACCCCCCUCGGUCUUCAGCCUCGCACUCGAGCUGUCAGAGCGCUGACUUUUGGACAACGUGCUGUCUGAGAAAAAAAGGACAUGUCCCCCCUGUACCCCGAGGUGAUCGCGUGCCUCUCGAUCGAGAUGCUCGACAUCAAGAAGAUGGUCUACCUCUACUUGAUCAACUAUGCGCGCGUACGACCCGAGAUGGUCAAGCAUGCCAUGCCCGGCUUGUUGGCUGUAAGUCGCCCAUGGCUUGUAGGUCGGAGCAAGUAGGCCGAAAGCAUGGUCGGCUGACCCGUGCAGUGCUUUCGAUUACGCACAGGACGCCGGCGAUCGCAAUGCGCUCAUCCGAGCUUUGGCCAUUCGAACCAUGUCCUACCUCGCCGUAUCCGAGGUGCUCAAGGCCCUCGUCGACCCUCUCCACGCUUGCCUCCGCGAUCGGGAUCCAUACGUUCGCAAAACGGCCGCGAUCUGCGUCGCCAAGCUUUACAUGCACGAUCGGCGCUUGGUCGACAAGGAAGGGUUCAUCAACCAGGUCAAGGACUUGCUGGGCGAUCCGAACCCGACAGUCGUCGCGAACGCGGUCGCCGCUUUGACCGAAAUCAGUGAACGGAGUGAGAGCAUACACCUCAGACUGAAUGCGACGAUCGCGAGUCGGCUCGUCAGCGCCAUGGGGGAAUGUUCAGAGUGAGUGCUCACCCUUGGCCGAGCGGAAAGAUCUGCGCCGACCGUUCGCUGACUUGGCGGUCGUCUUAUCUACCUCAGAUGGGGGCAAACCUACAUUCUCGAAGCGUUGAUGUACUACGUUCCAGAAGAGCACGCCGAUGCCGAGUUGUUGGCCGAGCGGAUAGCGAUCCGCUUGCAACAUUCCAACUCGGCCGUCGUGCUGACGACCGUCAAGGUCAUCCUCUACCUCAUGAACUACAUGGGUAGCCGCGAAGUCGUCGACAACAUGUGUCGCAAACUCUCACCGCCAUUAGGUGAGCCCUCGAGGAGUAACGAGGCGGGCUGGGAAACCUUUCAUCUCAUCACCUCCUUCGCGGAAACACAGUCACGUUGCUGUCCUCGGGCUACGAGGUUCAAUACGUCGCUCUACGCAACAUCCACCUCAUCAUUCAGCGUCGACCUUCGGUGCUCAAGAACGACGUCAGGGUCUUCUUUUGCAAGUACAACGACCCCAUUUACGUCAAAUUGGCCAAACUCGAAAUUAUCUACAGGCUCGCGAACGAGAACAACGUCGAGCAGGUCCUGGCGGAACUUAAGGAGUGAGUGACUAGACCUGGUGCUCGGAUCCCUCCUUCACUGCAACCGUUGACUGAUUCAGUGCCAACGCAUGGCAGAUACGCUUCGGAAGUCGACGUCGAAUUCGUGCGCAAGGCCGUGCGCUCGAUCGGCCGACUCGCCAUCAAAAUCGCCUCGGCCGCCGACCUCUGCAUCACCGCCCUCCUCGCCUUGGUCAAGACCAAGGUCAAUUACGUCGUACAAGAGGCCAUCGUGGUCAUCAAGGACAUCUUCCGACGCUACCCCAACCAGUAUGAGGGGAUCAUCGGAACGCUGUGUGAGAAUCUGGACGCGCUCGACACACCGGACGCCAAGGCCGCGAUGAUCUGGAUCUUGGGAGAGUACGCCGAUCGGAUCGAGAACUCUGAUGAGCUGCUCGACGAUUUCUUGUUUUCGUUCGCGGACGAACCGGUCGAGGUGAGUUCUCGGAGAGAUUGAUCCUCAUGCUUUGGGCCGAACUCUUAUUACCUGCAAGGUCUCGAGACUUGUCGAUCAGCGCGAAAUGCAUGCGCUGAUAGAGGCUCUUUGAUCUAUGAUACAGGUCCAACUCGCACUGCUGACAGCUACCGUCAAGCUCUUCAUCAAGCGACCAACAGCAGGUCAAGAGCUCGUCCCCAAAGUUUUAAAAUGGGCGACCGAGGACGUCGACAAUCCAGAUCUGCGAGAUCGCGGCUUUAUCUAUUGGCGAUUGCUCUCGACCAACCCCGGGAUAGCCAGCGAAAUCGUCUUUGCGGACAAGCCGGAGAUCUCGACCGAAUCGGAAGCGAUGGACCGGGGCGUGCUCGAUCGACUGCUGUUGCAUACGGGAACGCUCGCGUCGCUCUACAUGAAGGAACCGCAGACGUUCGUUCGGGGCGCACGGGCAAAGUAUUUACAAGACUCUCCCGCGCUCGACCCCUUAGCCAAGCAAUCCCAGCUCGAUUCGAUCCCGGUCGUGCGGGCACCGACGGCAACGGCGACGAACAACGGUAGUGGAUCGCGACCCGUCCCUGCUCCGCCGACAACAGGUUCGGCACCACCAGCUCUUCCGCCUCGACUGACAAGGAAGGAGAGCGUCGUUGACGAUUCGACGACGCAUCACGGGGAGGGAUUGUUGGACGAUGACGACUCCGAAGAUGAGGACGUCGCGUUGAACCCGGGCGCGAACGGUGGGGUAGCUUCAGCCCAAGUCCUCACCGCCUCGAAAACGAACGAGAACGAUGGCUCGACUGCACUUCCUUCCCCACUCCCGAUCGACGACGAUUUGGAUCCUUAUGCCAGUUUGGCACGCAUGUCGUUCGAGCAAGCGGCGCAGGGCGGCAUGAGCGCGUUCAGUCAAUACGGGUACGAAGCUGAUCAGCCCCGACGCGCUGGUGUGCACGAUCAGGAUUUGUUGUAA
This is a messenger RNA of Microbotryum saponariae, 2939 nucleotides long. The record is from the annotation of a GenBank genome assembly. Lineage: Eukaryota; Fungi; Basidiomycota; Microbotryomycetes; Microbotryales; Microbotryaceae.